Molecule: messenger RNA, 1365 nt
Organism: Catharus ustulatus (Swainson's thrush)
Lineage: Eukaryota; Metazoa; Chordata; Aves; Passeriformes; Turdidae
Product: protein phosphatase 1 regulatory subunit 3C-B-like
Exons: 1
Coding region: 1-867 (288 amino acids)
Biological process (GO): regulation of glycogen biosynthetic process
Cellular component (GO): protein phosphatase type 1 complex
Molecular function (GO): protein phosphatase 1 binding; glycogen binding
Source: RefSeq, a predicted model, not a curated record
AUGCCCGUGGACCUGGCCGUGCGGCUCUGCCUGAGCCACUCGCCCCCCAUCCGCAAGCUGCUGAACUCCUACGAGGAGCUGCGGGGCAGCCGAGGCCGCAAACCCCUCCGAUCCUGUCUCAACCAGAAGCUGAGCGCAGAACCUGAGCCAGAGCGGCGAGACAGUACCAAGAGCUGCAAGGGCCAGAAGAAGAAGCGGGUCGUUUUUGCUGAUAUGAAGGGGCUCUCACUGACAGCUGUCCGCUUCUUCUCAAAGAUUGAGGAGGACCUCUGUGAUUUGCAGCAUGCCCUGUCAGACCUUGCUUGUUUCCGACCGAGGCUGCGGGACUUACGCCCAGAAGUGUGCAGGUAUGUGCUGGACUUCCCACAGCCGUCUGCAAACUACACGGCUUUCCGCAACAGCCUGCUCAGCAACUUUGUCUGCCUGGAGAGCUGUUUGAUCCAGGACCGUGUUCUGUCAGGGACAGUGAAGGUUAGGAACAUCGAGUACGAGAAGAAAGUGAUGGUCCGCAUCACCUUUGAUGGCUGGAAGAGCUUCCGGGACAUCUCUUGCCAGUACAUGCACAGCACGUACGGCUCAGCCGACACAGACAUCUUCUCUUUUGAGCUUACCCUGCCCAAGCCAUCCAUUUUCCAUAGGGGCAUAGAGUUCUGCGUCUCCUUCCAGUGUGGACAAAAGAUCCACUGGGACAACAACCAUGGCAAGAACUACAAGAUCUGCCAUGUGGGCAUGAUCCGUCCUGCCUCUCAUGCUGUGAAGAGUGCCAGCAGGGCCUGGGAGCAUCUUGGCACCUCUGGGGCUGCUGCUCUAGUUCUUUCUCACCUGCAGAGCUGGCGGCAGUCAGAGACCCAAGCUCCUUAUUGGUAGGAAGGCAGUGCGGGGAGAGAUGUAGAUGCCCUCCCUGUCCCAACUGGUACAAAGGAGGGGUCAGCUGCAGAAGAUUCUGCUCACGGGUUUGUUAGCUCCUUCAUGGUCUGCUGCUCUAUGAGCAACUGCCAGUCUCUGCAGAAGCUUUUUCACUUCUUGCUGCUGCUACAGAGGCUGGAAGCUGCUGCUUGAAGUAACUCCUGCGUGUAGGUUCUCAGGGCAACAGGAGAGUAGGGGAGUGACACGGGAAGGGCUGUGGGCUGGGACCCGCGGCCGUGUCCGAGCCGCCUCGGGGGCCGACGCUGCCCAAGUGCCUUGUGUGGAGGGAGCCGCUGCGGAGGGGCGCGAUCCUGGCGCUGCCGGGCCUCCCGAUGCAGGCGCUCUCCAAACCGCUGUGCCGAGGAGGGCUCACCGCGGGGUUCCUGGGCGGGGAGCGGCGGGGUGCCUCCGCUCGUUGGUGCUGUAACGGGGAGUUAAUAAAGUGACGGCGCUUCGCGA